Messenger RNA from Phasianus colchicus (ring-necked pheasant), 2114 nucleotides. RefSeq names its product START domain-containing protein 10-like. The record is from RefSeq and is a predicted model, not a curated record. NCBI's taxonomy places the organism in Eukaryota, Metazoa, Chordata, Aves, Galliformes, Phasianidae. Gene Ontology annotation, molecular function: lipid binding.
AGUGGGGCUGGGAGGCUCUGUCCUGGUGCAGGGCUGCAUGGAGCGGGCACAGGUGCCCGACGCCGCUGCUUUCCGUGCCUUCAGGCAGCGCUGUCAGGAUGGCAGCUGGCAGCGGGACCGCGGUGGGCUCGCUGUCUGCCUCCAACUGCCGCCGCCUGGCUGUGCCGUACACCAGCUCAAGUGCCGCAUCGAUGUCCCGGACGUGCCAGCAGAGACGAUGUACGACGUGCUGCAUGACAGCGAGUAUCGCCGGGAGUGGGACAGCAACGUCAUCGACACGCACGACAUAGCCCAGGUGGCUGCCAACGCUGAUGUGGGCUACUACGCCUGGCGAUGUCCAAAGCCCUUAAAGAACAGGGAUGUGGUGAUGCUGCGAGCCUGGCAGGUGGAGGAUGGGUAUCACACCAUUAUCAACUUCUCUGUCAAACACCCGAAAUACCCUCCGCGCAAGGACCUGGUAAGGGCGGUCUGUCUCCUAACGGGAUACCUGGUGCAUUCAACUGGGCCCAACAGCUGCAGCCUCACCUACCUGGCACAGGUGGAUCCAAAAGGGUCACUGCCAAAGUGGGUUGUGAAUAAAGCCUCGCAGUACCUGGUGCCGCAGAUGUUAAAGAAACUGCACAAGGCCUGUGUGCAGUACCCUGCGUGGAAGCAGCAGCACAACAUAAACGUGAAGCCCUGGCUGUACCCUGAGCAGAACAAGCUUCCCGUGCUGGCGCUGUCAGAGCUGGCACUGCAGCGUGCUGCGUCGCUGGAGAACAUCGACGAGAGCAGCCUGGCUGAAGAGAAGGAUGAGAGCAGUGACCACAGUGGCUUGGAGAACUGAUGUUGCUCAGGCUUGUCUAGUGUUUUACAAGAAGGGGGGAAAGAGUUUUUUACUGAAAAAAGAAAUCUUCAUGUUUGUAGCCUUUUCUCAUGAGCCAGCUGCAUGGCUCCUGGCUUGCUGGCUCUGCUUAGUGCAAGGCGCUUGGGAUGAUAGUCCUGACCUGGUAAUGUUAUGCUCUGGGAGAAUUCAUACCACCUAUUUCUCAGGUGAAACCUGCCCUCACAGAAUACAGCUUGUUCUGGACCUGUUGCUCCCAAGAGGUCAAGUUACCUGUGGUAGCUCUGCCAGGCUGCUCUACCAGCUGGUGAGUUACUCAUUGACAAACUGCUCUUUGCCUCUGUUUUGUGAGUGGCUGAAAGAUCUUGUGUUGCUGGAGCUGUUGUUUUCCCAAAGGGAAUCAAUAACUACCUGGUGUUUCCCUCCAGCUCUGAACGAUGAAACAGACUGGUGACAAGUACAAGUGACAAGUACUGCUCUGUCCAUUAAAGAUACUUAAGCCAUGAAUGGUCCUUGAGAAGAAUCCACUCUUUCCUUGUUAGCCCACAGCCAGUUGUGGGGGCUGCAGAAGCACCUGAGCAAUUCUGAGUAUUAGCAGAGGAAGCUGCCCUAGGCAGGGCUGAUUUUUUCUGGUGCUCCUGAGAGGCUCUGAUAUAGGAUUAACAGGUGGGAGUUGUAUUUGCGUCCUCUGUGCAGUGAGGUCAAAGCCCUCUUUGCUCCUGGGCAGUGUGGUUGUGCCAGAAGCCUGAUGUGUGCAGUGUUUGCUGUGCUUUCCACCAGGCAGAGCACAGGGGUGGCUUUGGAGCCAGGGAUCAGCCCUUGAAACUUCAGCUUGGCAAGCCUGAACACAACACCAGGGGAAAACAGAGCAACAUGAAAUGUCAUCUUGUAAUUUGUAAAGCUGGUGUGAGACUGGAAGCAUAUCUGCUCUGCAUUUCCAUAGAAGACCUCUUACUUUGCUUCUCAGGGUAUUACAGUGGGAAAGCCUGGAUUUCUCUCGUAGAAAAACUGACUUCUUUAUCUGAUAGUCUUUUUCCUAGCACUUUUAAUUCUACUUCAUCUAAGGCAAAUCUAGCAGGCAGAGCUGAAGCUGUAUUAGGGCUGCUGCUCCUAGCUGUCUCAAGUGAGGUAACACAGACAGAUCCUUCUGUUGCAGCCCUUCCUCUUCCUGGCAGCACUGAAAUGCCACUCCAAACUAAUCACAGGCUGACUUCCAUCACAGUCAGAGGAAAAACACCCUUAUAAUAAGGCUGCACCUGUAUGGGUUCCCUGCAUUUUUCCUGCAGGCUGA